ACCCAAAAUAAACUUGUCAGUUUGGCUUCAAUCCAAAGCAAUAUUAUUUUGCUUCUUGUGCACACGUAUACCGUGGAGAGUGCCCGUGGACAACAGUGAGAGGCACUCCAGCUCACUGCCAUGACAGCGAGCCAUUGAGAUGCUGUGCAUGUAGUGUCUCCUGCAAUCUGAGCCACCACAAUUUAUGUCAGAAGAAAUACCUCUGCACAAGAGAACAGUAAUGUCGAGUGUGCAACCCAAACAACAGCAUAAGACAAAGACGACUUUCACAGGUCAGCCUACACAACAACAAAGGGCAACACCAAAGUCAUCGUCCACAAACCAUCCCCCACAACAGCAAAAGACAGUUUCAAAAGGAUCGAGUUCAAAAAAGCCCACACAGCAGACCUCUUCACAGGUACCUUCAGCAUCUCGAUCGCAACAAAAGCGAAACUACAGACCCAAACUACAGACGACAAUACCAGAGACAUCUUCUGCAGGUCAACUCACUCAACAAAAGGCAACACCAAAAUCAUCGUCCACAAACCACCCCCGACAACAACGAAAGACAGCGUCAAAAGGAUCGCGUACAAAAAAACCCAGACAUCAGCAGCCUUCAACAGACAGACCGCCACAACCAGAAGAGAUACUGUCACUGUCAAAAGAUUGGGAUUCAGAAUGGCCCAAACUGCAGGCGACAGUGUCAGAGGCAAAAACAUUUUCUCACGACCAACCCACACAGCAACGGAAGACCUCAACAUCCAAACAGCGACCAAAGCAAAACAAGACAUCGCCUGGUGUCCAUCAGACAAAGGAGCAGGAGACGGAGACGGGCAACCAGAGUUCAUCCGGACGGUCCCGCUCUUCGAAGUGCAGUCGAGGCUGGGUGAACUUUCACCUGCACGCCGUCUCCAGCGCGUUAACGGUACUGUCGACUCUUCGCAGUAACCACGCUGUCUGCAUUCCGAUCGGCAUCUGCACUCUAGGAGUCCGCGGCGACACGUGUGUUGUUAAAGGGAGGUACAGAUAUUACGGCAGCCACAGAGACAGAGACAGAGACAGACGCAAUGUCAACAUCUGUGAGUGGGACGAAGAUGGCGACAUCUACAACAGAAUAAAGAGCAGCAAGAAACUAACGAACAGCACCUCGACAGGUGAAAUUUCAAGCAGGACCAACAGAAACAAAAACAAAAUUAAGAAGCAAAAGCAAGACACAGUUCGGACCCUCAGGUGUUCAUUGUUAUUGUGUGAAGAUAAUGACAUGGGCUGCUUCUUUGACGAUGAUUGACAGCAAGGUCUCGCCACCACAAACAUGUUUAUGGCAUAACGAUGAUUGACAUUAAGGACUCUUCUAACAUGGUGACAAUUAUGGUUUGGUAUGACUAUCGAUUAUGUAAAAGUUGUUGUUCCCACCUAUGCCAGAGCCUGUAAAAUAAGCUUCGUCUAAUAAUGGCCAGAGUCAGUUUUAUGUACCUCUGGUGACACUUUGUGGAUAGUCCAACUAUUUACUGGUGCUUAAUAAUGAACCAAAUUCACAAUGUAGCCAACUCUGACACCGGGGCCGUUGUGGCAAGCGAUGUACCGUUGCGACAGGGUUAAAGUUCAUUGUAGUAAUAUGUACCGUCGAUAUAUGAUCGUACAAAAUGCGAUUAAAAAGACUUUAUAUCUUA
Messenger RNA from Pomacea canaliculata, 1649 nucleotides. Its product is annotated as serine/arginine repetitive matrix protein 2-like. Bases 185 to 1267 code for a protein of 360 amino acids. The record is from RefSeq and is a predicted model, not a curated record. The transcript is spliced from 3 exons. Lineage: Eukaryota; Metazoa; Mollusca; Gastropoda; Architaenioglossa; Ampullariidae.